GGGCCGCUCCGAUUUUUGCUUUUUCUCGUCCCAGAGCCGUAUCGCAGCUUCUUGGCAUCGUCUGCAACAGGCCCGCCUUUGCCAUCCCCUCCGUUCUCGCUCCCUUCCUUUGCAAGACAAGCCAAAGCCAAGCCAAGAUCGCCUUGGCCGUCGCAUCCAGUAGAUCCGCCUGACACAUCUGCAUCGCUGACUCUGUGCAUCGAGAUACAGACCUACUCCCUGGGCUCGACCAGCAACAAACUCCUAUUCAACCCAAAGAAGCCAUGAUUCGAUUAUCCUCAUUACGAAGCUCUGCCCGUGCUGGAUGCCGCAGCGGACGCCCUGCGUCUGCUCCUGCUCCUGCCGCCUCUAGCGGCGCCCGAUUUGCCCAAUCCCACCACACGGCCUCCAGCGCCCAGCCUGGUUCGAUGCCCUCACAGUCCGGCCUUGGCUCGUUACCUCAGUCCUUCUCGGGAAUCGGAGGCUUUUCCUCUGCCAGCUCCCUUCGCGCCAACGUCCCCGAGUCCAUGUCGAAGGCCGUUGCUCGUUCCGCCAUCCUGUCCUGCACCGCCAUCAACGGCUCCGACUGCCCCUUUGAUGAUUUAUGAGUUUCAGAAGCGAAACACAGCACUGGAACAUCGACGAGGAGAGAACGGGAUGAAUACUCAUCGUGAUCAAAGGGAGCGAGAAUCGUGAAUCUUCAGCAGCCGGAAUCUACGAUUGCGAACUGUCUGGCUGUUACGGACAUGUCCUCCCUCAUGUUCGAGGCGUUUGUUGGUGCGUAUGUAUGUGUAAGUGUGAGUGUACUCGUGGUAGCGAGUGCGUGAAUACAUCGCAGUUGUGUUUGGAACCCACUUCACUCUCCGCGCAGGGAUGGACAGACCAACCGAGUCGACAGCUGGUCGGUGAGGUUGAGCGCGAUGCACCUUUGCUGUCGUCGAAUCUAC
Molecule: messenger RNA, 926 nt
Organism: Polychytrium aggregatum
Lineage: Eukaryota; Fungi; Chytridiomycota; Chytridiomycetes; Polychytriales
Exons: 3
Coding region: 264-587 (107 amino acids)
Source: RefSeq, a predicted model, not a curated record